This is a messenger RNA of Didymodactylos carnosus, 411 nucleotides long. Lineage: Eukaryota; Metazoa; Rotifera; Eurotatoria; Philodinida; Philodinidae. The record is from the annotation of a GenBank genome assembly.
AGCUAAAGGUCUUCCGGCCAGACUGAUCAUCGCCAUAUAAGACGCAGUUUGAAUUUGUAGAAUAUCAAAAACACGUUUCUCUAUAUUUCAUUGAUCUCUCUUGACAUACAUCGAAAUUUUGCAUCUUUGAAUAUUAAAGAUAUGUCGUAUUUCUUCUGGAUUGUAAGAAAUUAUGCAUACGAAUAGCAGAAUAUUUAACAAAGAAAGAACUAUUUUUAAUAAUAUUUAUUUUUAGAGUUGGACGAGUUGGAUCCUACUUUCGUUGACGCACUUGGUCUUAAAUUAAAUCUCAUGUUACCAGUGUAUAGUGAAUGGAAGAAACAAUCUGAUAUUGAAGAUCAUGAAGAAUGGAAUUUAAUCACAUUCAUUACACAUCCCAGGUCGGAUAUCUCAGGCCGUAUACGGCCGUAA